Molecule: messenger RNA, 975 nt
Organism: Cyphellophora europaea CBS 101466
Lineage: Eukaryota; Fungi; Ascomycota; Eurotiomycetes; Chaetothyriales; Cyphellophoraceae
Exons: 1
Coding region: 1-975 (324 amino acids)
Biological process (GO): secondary metabolic process
Source: RefSeq, a predicted model, not a curated record
AUGGUCUCGCCACAGACAAUCCAGCAGUCAAAUACUCGCGUUGCAGGACUGCCCAAGGGACUCGUGGCGUUGUUCAUAGGCGCUACCGCCGGUAUAGGUCAGAGCACUCUGCGGCAGCUUGGCCAGCGAGCAUCCUCGCCACGCAUAUAUACUGUAGCUCGACCGGCGGCCGUCGCUGCGCAUGAGGAGCUGCUAGCAACGCUUCGCCAGACAAAUCCAGAUGCCGUUUUCCAUCUUAUCGCUGCUGAUGUUUCACUCAUCUCGGGGGUAGACAAGGUGGUCACAGCCGUGAGGGAGAAGGAGAGCAAGCUCGACAUCCUUUUCAUGUCGCCUGGGUUCAUGCCGUUUGAUGGUCGUCAAGAAACAAGCGAAGGCCUCGAGCCGUCCAUGACGACACGAUACUACUCGAGGCAGCGUGCGGUGGAGCAACUCCUACCCUUGCUCAAUGCUGCACCGAGCCCGCGUGUCGUCUCAGUACUGGCCGGAGGAAUGGAAGCUCCCUUGAACGAGCAGGAUUUGGACCUCAAGAACCCAGACAACUUUUCCACAUGGAACGCCAACUACCACGCAGCCACGAUGAGCACGCUUGGACUCGAGCGAGUCGCGCAAGAGAAUUCCCGCUUGAGCAUAACGCACUGGCUGCCGGGUCCUGUUGCAACACGCGGCCUAGCGGCAGUGAAAUCAAAGGGCAUCGACCCUCCUCAUCAGAAGAGCGAGGAGGAGGCGAGUGCGCUGGGCCUAUUUUUGGCGACCAGUGAUCGAUAUGCCGUCAAUGGUGGUCUCGUAAACCUGGAUGCAGGCCUUGAAGUCGCAAAGAGGUCAGCGGGAGGUAUUUUCAUCAUCAACCCAGAGGGCGACACCUCAGACAAUGAGCGCGUCCUUUCUGAUAUGAGGGGCCGAGGUGUCGAUGAGGCGGUAUGGAAGUUCACCCAAGAGACAUUUGCGCGUGUCAGCAAGUUCAAGGACCAUUUAUGA